Molecule: messenger RNA, 2763 nt
Organism: Neomonachus schauinslandi (Hawaiian monk seal)
Lineage: Eukaryota; Metazoa; Chordata; Mammalia; Carnivora; Phocidae
Product: A-kinase anchor protein 17B
Exons: 4
Coding region: 1-2763 (920 amino acids)
Molecular function (GO): RNA binding
Source: RefSeq, a predicted model, not a curated record
AUGACGGUCACCGUGGUAUAUGAUAACUCUGAGGCGACGGAGCUGUGUGCGGCUCAGCACCUCUACCUCAAGCCCAUAGCAAAAUUGAUGAUCAAUGUCUUGCUGCCAGAGAGCUCAGAACUGACGCGGCCCUUCUCCAACUGGGAAGUGCUUGACCAGCUGAAGAGCCUGAUUUGCCCUGACCAGUUCACCACCGUUCGGCUCUCCAAGAGCACAAAGGACUUCAUCCGAUUCGAGGGCGAGGCUGAAACGCGCAGUUUGGUUCAGAUCUUAAAGGCCAAGUUACAUGGGAAGAUCAUCAAGCUGAAUGGUUUGAAAACAGACUUAAAAGUCGUGGCUACAGAUGCCCAGGGAGAGUGGGAGCGCUUCCCCAGGGAAAAGGAGGCCUCAGCGAGUGAUGGGGCCGAAGAGCAGGACCAGGACAAGAGCCCAGAUUCGAUCUAUUUCGAAGGCUUGCCCUGCAAAUGGUUUGCGCCCAAAGGCUCCAGCGGGGAGAAGCCCUGUGAAGAGAUCCUUCGGGUGGUCUUUGAGAGCUUUGGGAAGAUCAAGAAUGUGGACAUCCCUAUGCUGGAUCCUUACAGAGAAGUGAUGACUGGUGGAAACUUCGGGGGUUUUAGCUUUGGCUUGCAGACGUUCGAGGCCUUUAUCCAGUACCAGGAGUCGACUGACUUCGUGAAAGCCAUGGAGUCCCUUCGAGGGAUGAGGCUGAUGUUGAAGGGAGAUGAUGGGAAAGCUCUGGCCUGUAACAUCAAGGUUAUGUUUGAUACAACCAAACAUUUCAGCGAAGGGGCUAUAAGGAGGAGAAAUCAAGAAAGGCUAAAGUUACAAGAGCUGGAGGAAGAAAGGAAAAAAGUAAAGAGAGACGAGGAAGAGGCUGCAAGAAAAAGAAAAGAGGAGGAAAGGAGAGCCCAGGAAAAGAGGAAGAAGGCCAGGGUGAGGAGACGAGGCCCGAAGGAGAGAGACAGACGCCGGCACAGGAAACCCAAGGCCCGAGCCCCCGCUGACAGCGCCCGGGAGCCUGACUCUUUGGAGGGAUGGGAGGAGCGGAAGUUCCUCCUGGCCCAGAGGCGGGUGGAGGCUCUCCGGUUGCUCCGGGUACUCUUGAGGAAACUCGCAGUAUCCACACAGUUUAACCCACAGGGGGUAGAUGACGCAAGCCCAAAAGUGAAUCAUGCUCCAGGGAACACGUUGGAAACUCUGAAGAAAGAAGAGUUAAACACUCAGUGUCUUCAAAAUCAGGAAGAAAUGCCAAAAUAUCAGGUUGCCAAGUCAGACAAUAAACGAAAACAAAAAAUGAAGAAAAGAACUAGGGCUCACUUACGUAAAUCUUCCCACCACCUUGGGAGAAAAAAAAUAAGAUAUUCAGCUAGAAAAGAGAGAACUGGAAAAUUAUUAACCGAGGAAUACAAUCACAGUCUGGUCUCUGACCAGAAUUCUUUGCGGAAUGCGAUGAUUCAAGAUCAGUCUCCUGAGAAAGAAGACCACUGCAGUUCUAAUAAAUCCGAUUCUUCCACAUUAUUUGAGCCAGACCAUGGCAGGAAACAGAAGAUCUAUGAAACAGAUGAAUUUAUUGAUUACCUAUUAAACUACUAUCAAACUCCAAAGUAUGCCCGGAUCUGCCUAGAACCAAGUGACAUAGCAAGCCCAUGUCAGUGGCAGAGGGCUGUCCAUGCUAAGGGAAAUGGAUUUCAGAUCAAUCUGAGAAAACGUAAACAUCACUCCAGCAGUCUGAGCCAAAUGCAAAACCUGGCAACAAGAGAAAACCUGGUUCAAGAAGAUGACUGCCCAUCAGAGAUCUGUACCAAGGAUCUUGAGCAUAAACCACAAAAGAGAGGAAAAGUGGAUUAUGCCAAAGCAUGGACCAAGGAGUUAAAAGAUCAUUGCCAGGACACAGCUAGUGAAACUGGUGAUCACCUGUCCCCAGCUGAUGGAAAGAGCCAUCUGUUGGAAAAGACGCAAGCUUACCAGGUCAAAGAUUCCAACUCCCCAAGUCAGAGCCCCGUUUCCUCACCCAGCCGGUCAGCCGACUUAGAUUUGGAGUUGACAGAUUUCUUAGAGGAAAUCAGUAGUGAUUCCGAGUGCUUUAGUGAAAUCCUUAGCAUAAACAAAGAGGAGAAAGUGAGGUCUGUGGCCACAGAUGAUAGCUCCCCAGAAAAAAGAUCUCUUGAUGACGACGAGAUCACCACCAGCAAUCGAGAAAUUAGGGCACGUCUGCAGACCUUGUCUUCAAAGUGGAACCGUCAUGGGGAGCACAGCUCCUCUAAAUCCAAGCUGAGGAAACCAGGCGAGAGGUCCAAGUAUGAACUGAGAUUUUCAUGGCUGGAGGGCGAAAACAGUUCCAGUAGAGGUGAGAAGAGCACCAGCAAAAGGAGGGCAACGCUAGCCCCCAAAUACUUGUUCGACGAAGGCUACUACCACCAAUCCGGUCCUAGCAGUCUGUUGGACCACAUCACAAGGAAGAGGAGGAGGUUCAGCGAUAGCACAUCUGGCCAGCAGGUGCACUACGGGCCCGCUCACGUGCCAAUGGCAUCAUCCAAAAGUGCUCAUGUUUUCUAUGUGGGGGAUUUGCCCCAAAGAAGAGAGACUCCACGGAAGUUGGAAUAUAGCCAGGAGGCCAGAAGGUUUAAAAGACACGAGCAUUCUAGAGAGUCCAUGCUGAAUUCUGGUAAUUCUUAUAUUAGACGUAACAGUCAGGAGCACCUCGACUACGGAAGCUAUUUUGGAAAUGGCUACACUAGUUCUCUAUAUUUUCAAAUGUUUUGA